GAAAAUGAUGCAAUUAAUAAUCUAUUAGAUAAAAAUAAUGAAGCAAAUUAUAAAGAUAUAAAUUAUCUAAUGAAAAAUAAAAACAAAAAUGAGUUUGAUGAAAAAUUCAAAUAUAAAGAUGGAUUCGAUCCCGAUUUCAAUAAUAAAGCAUUAUCAAUGGGUGUUGUUGAAAUUAAUGACGAAAAGUUUAAGUUAGAUUCAAAUAAUUAUGCAAUACAAUUAUUGAAAAAUCGAAAGAAAUUAAAUGAGAAAUAUGACAUAAACCCUGAUUUAGAUCAAGAAAAUAAUACUAAUGAUGAUACUAAUACAUCUACUAAUAAACCUAUUAAGAAUCCUAUAAAGAAUUCUAUUAGCAAACCUAUUAGUACUAAUGAUAACAAAAGAACUAAACGUGAAAUACAACCUAAUAAAGUAGUUCACCCGCAAAUUAUUUCUUCUAUUCUACAAGAUUUGAAAUCUGGGAUAUCAAAAGAAAUGAUUAACAGAACAUAUAAUUUAGACAGAGAAUUUUUAAAUCAAUUGGGCGAUUUUUAUACUGUUGCUACCAAGACAUAUGAUGAUGAAAUUAAAGAAAAUAAAGAAAAAAGAAGGCAAUUGAUUCGAAUGAAAAAACAAUUGAUGAUCUCAAAUGAUAAUCCGACCUCAGAGAUGAAUACCGAAAAAAAUAAAGAAAAUAUUAGAAAUAUCGAUCAUCUUUUAAAUAAUCAAUACAAUAGUGAAAAAUUCAAAUCAAGUGAUGAGACAAAAGAUGAUGACGACGAUGAUGAUGAUGACUUGUUCAAUCCAGAUGAGGAUGAUGAUGACGAUAAAAUAGUGAUUACUACUAAUCGCUGAUCGCUAAUGGCUAAUGUCUGAUUGGUGAUCUUUUUUUGAAACUUGUAAAUACUUGCCAUGCUGUAUUGUACAUAUCCCCUCCUAUUGUGAUUUGAGCAUGAACAGAUCUAAAAAUCAUCACUCAAAAAGAUAAUUGUUCUAACAGCAUAUUUCUUGAUGUAAAAGCAACAUAAACCCUUAUUUCUAAGUCUUAUUCUCUUUCCGUGUAGUAUUUUGCGACAAAAUCUUUCUAUUUCAUUCUUUCCAAUAAAAAAGCUGUUUCAAUACUUUAAAUUAUCAAAUCUCCCAAUUUUUUAAUAUAUUGCCACUCAAUUGAAGUCCAUUUAAGCUUCUUGAUCUGUUUUCUAGCCACA
This is a messenger RNA of Ascoidea rubescens DSM 1968, 1187 nucleotides long. RefSeq lists its product as uncharacterized. The record is from RefSeq and is a predicted model, not a curated record. The transcript has a single exon. Lineage: Eukaryota; Fungi; Ascomycota; Saccharomycetes; Ascoideales; Ascoideaceae. The coding region runs from base 70 to 834 and encodes 254 amino acids.